Coregonus sp. 'balchen' is the source of this 1773-nucleotide messenger RNA. NCBI's taxonomy places the organism in Eukaryota, Metazoa, Chordata, Actinopteri, Salmoniformes, Salmonidae. The record is from the annotation of a GenBank genome assembly.
AUAGUCUACUGUCUAUUCUAUAAAGAGUCUACUGUCUAUUCUAUAGAGUCUACUGUCUAUUCAAUAGAGUCUACUGUCUAUUCUAUAGAGUCUACUGUCUAUUCAAUAGAGUCUACUGUCUAUUCUAUAGAGUCUACUGUCUAUUCUAUAGAGUCUACUGUCUAUUCUAUAGAGUCUACUAUCUAUUCUAUAGAGUCUACUGUCUAUUCAAUAGAGUCUACUGUCUAUUCUAUAGAGUCUACUGUCUAUUCUAUAGAAUCUAGUGUCUAUUCUAUAGAGUCUACUGUCUAUUCUAUAGUCUAGUGUGUAUUCUAUAGAGAGUCUAGUGUAUAUUCUAUAGAGAGUCUACUGUCUAUUCUAUAGAGUGUACUGUCUAUUCUAUAGAGUCUACUAUCUAUAUAGUCUACGGUCUAUUAUAUAGAGAGUAUAGUGUCUAUUCUAUAGAGAGUCUAGAGUAUAUUCUAUAGAGUCUACUGUCUAUUCUAUAGUCUAGUGUGUAUUCUAUAGAGAGUCUAGUGUGUAUUCUAUAGAGAGUUUACUGUCUAUUCUAUAGAGAGUCUAGUGUCUAUUCUAUAGAUAGUCUAGUGUCUAUUCUAUAGAUAGUCUAGUGUCUAUUCUAUAGAUAGUCUAGUGUCUAUUCUAUAGAUAGUCUAGUGUCUAUUCUAUAGAUAGUCUAGUGUCUAUUCUAUAGAUAGUCUAGUGUCUAUUCUAUAGAUAGUCUAGUGUCUAUUCUAUAGAUAGUCUAGUGUCUAUUCUAUAGAUAGUCUAGUGUCUAUUCUAUAGAGAGUCUAGUGUCUAUUCUAUAGAGAGUCUAGUGUCUAUUCUAUAGAGAGUCUUCUGUCUAUUCUAUAGAGUCUACUGUCUAUUCUAUAGAGUCUACUAAAUAUAUAGUCUACGGUCUAUUAUAUAGAGAGUAUAGUGUCUAUUCUAUAGAGAGUCUAGUGUCUAUUCUAUAGAGAGUCUAGUGUCUAUUCUAUAGAGUGUAGUGUCUAUUCUAUAGAGUGUAGUGUCUAUUCUAUAGAGAGUCUACUGUCUAUUCUAUAGAGUCUACUGUCUAUUCUAUAGAGUCUGGUGUCUAUUCUAUAGAGAGUCUAGUGUCUAUUCUAUAUAGUCUAGUGUCUAUGGUAUAUAGUCUAGUGUCUAUGGUAUAUAGUCUAGUGUCUAUUGUAUAUAGUCUAGUGUCUAUGGUAUAUAGUCUAGUGUCUAUGGUAUAUAGUCUAGUGUCUAUGGUAUAUAGUCUAGUGUCUAUGGUAUAUAGUCUACUGUCUAUUCUAUAGAGUCUACUGUCUAUUCUAUAGUCUAGUGUGUAUUCUAUAGAGAGUCUAGUGUAUAUUCUAUAGAGAGUCUACUGUCUAUUCUAUAGAGUGUACUGUCUAUUCUAUAGAGUCUACUAUCUAUAUAGUCUACUGUCUAUUCUAUAGAGAGUCUAGAGUAUAUUCUAUAGAGUCUACUGUCUAUUCUAUAGUCUAGUGUGUAUUCUAUAGAGAGUCUAGUGUGUAUUCUAUAGAGAGUUUACUGUCUAUUCUAUAGAGAGUCUACUGUCUAUUCUAUAGAGUCUACUGUCUAUUCUAUAGAGAGUAUAGUGUCUAUUCUAUAGAGUCUACUGUCUAUUCUAUAGAGUCUACUGUCUAUUCUAUAGAGUCUACUGUCUAUUCUAUAGAGUCUACUGUCUAUUCUAUAGAGUCUACUGUCUAUUCUAUAGAGUCUACUGUCUAUUCAAUAGAGUCUACUGUCUAUUCUAUAGAGUCUACUGUCUAUUCUAUAGAGAGUCUA